Nematostella vectensis (starlet sea anemone) is the source of this 2397-nucleotide messenger RNA. Its product is annotated as protein ST7 homolog. The transcript is spliced from 16 exons. Gene Ontology annotation, molecular function: protein binding. The coding region runs from base 16 to 1692 and encodes 558 amino acids. NCBI's taxonomy places the organism in Eukaryota, Metazoa, Cnidaria, Anthozoa, Actiniaria, Edwardsiidae. The record is from RefSeq and is a predicted model, not a curated record.
CGCAGAAUAACACACAUGCGUCAAACAGUCCCUUAUUCUAAAAUGGCGCCUGAGAAUACAAAUGUAUUUUCUCGUUUAUUCUCAAAGGUGAAACAGUGGGUUGGCUGGUCUUGGACGUACCUGUGGGGUUUCUGGUUUCUUCUAGUGAUAUUCCUGCUAUAUAUUCUCCGCGCCCCUUUGCGACUAAAAGAAAACAUGAAUUUGGUUAUCCUGUUUCUGAACACUCUAACCCCCAAGUUCUAUGUUGCUUUGACUGGGACGUCAUCCUUCAUAUCUGGUAUAAUCCUGAUCUUUGAGUGGUGGUAUUUCAGGAAGUACGGCACCUCAUUCAUCGAGCACAUAUCAUUAGCUCAUCUUGGACCACUUAUUGGGGGUGGAGACAACACGGCGCCAAAUUCAUCACAGAAUGUUGCAGAAUGCAAAGUCUGGAGAAACCCCAUGAAUCUGUUUCGCGGUGCUGAAUAUAGCAGAUACCUGUGGGUGACUGGACGAGAACCUCUCACAUACUAUGACAUGAACCUGUCAGCUCAGGACCACCAGACAUUUUUCACCUGUGAUGCCGAUGAGACUAGCUCAAAUUCAGCAGAUACAAUUAUGUUGACUGCCUGGCGUGAACGGGACCAGGAAAAGCGUAUUAAUGCAGCUUGCAGAGCCUACGAGUGUGACCCAACUUCUCCAACAGCUUUGAUACUUCUUGCAGAAGAGAAAGCACAAACUAUUACAGAGGCGGAGUGGUACCUUAAACAAGCCCUCAAGACAAGUGAUGACUUGAUACGCAAUGGGGCUUCUACUAAUGGUGAUGGCAAAGAAGAUACAAUACACAGAAAGAACACUAAUGUGUGUGUCUACAUCCGGCGACGUCUGGCUAUGUGUGCCAGAAAGCUUGGUCGUACCAAAGAAGCAAUCAAGAUGAUGAGAGAUCUCAUGAAAGAGUUUCCGCUAAUGAGCGUGCUUAACAUACAUGAGAAUCUGAUAGAGGCUCUGCUUGAGGUCCAGGCUUAUUCGGAAGUACAGCAAGUCCUCGCUAAAUAUGAUGACAUAACACUGCCGAAGUCUGCAACUAUUUGUUACACGGCAGCUCUACUGAAAGCAAGAGCAGUCUGUGAUAAAUUUUCCCCAGAGGUAGCAGCAAAGCGAGGGCUAAGCCCCGCGGAGAUGGCUGCCGUAGAAGCUAUACAUAGAGCAGUGGAAUUCAAUCCUCAUGUACCGAAGUAUCUUCUUGAGCAGAAGAGCUUGAUUCUUCCUCCGGAACACAUCCUUAAGCGGGGUGACAGUGAGGCAGUUGCUUACGCAUUCUAUCACCUUCCGCACUGGAAGCAGGUGGAGGGAGCUAUCAAUCUACUGCACUGCACUUGGGAAGGCACGUUCCGACUUGUGCCAUACCCGUUGGAAAAAGGCCACCUCUUCCAUCCUUACCCAGGAUGCACCGAGAACGCUGACAGGGAACUCCUUCCAGUCCACCAUCAGUUGUCCGUGUACCCAAAGAAAGAACUUCCAUUUUUCAUCCUGUUCACUGCCGGCCUGUGCUCUUUCACCGCUCUUCUUGCUCUCCUCACCCAUCAGUUUCCGGAGCCUAUGGCACACCUUGCCAAGACGAGCCUUGGUUGGAUCUCUGCACCCUUCAGCUUGCUUAUACAGAAAGUGGAGGACUUCUUUCCUGCCCACAUCCUGCACCAACUCACCCGGAUCUAGAUCACCUUUCAAGCUACGGAUUAAGGACGAACUAACUGUAUCAUGGAUAGCGAGACUAGUGCAACGGUACAACUUGGUAACUUGCAGUGCAUGUAGGAACUUUCAUCUAUAGAGUGCUACCCAUAUCUUUACAAUAUAAUAUCAUCAGGGAUAUCGCCACGAUAGUUUAUGUUUAGAUAAUGUCAACCGGUAUCACCUGUUUUCCCCUUAGUGUAUUUCAGAACCUUUUUUCCUUCCAUCUCUACUACUAGUUGUAGACUAGUUGUAGACCCCACACUGCAGCCACGUCACCAGUUUUACAUUGUACAAGUAGACCCCACACUGCAGCCACAUGUCACCUUUUUCACAUUGUAAAAGUAAACCAAAAACUGCAGCCACACGUCACCUAUUUCACAUUGUACAAGUUAACCCCACACUGCAGCCACACGUUACCAGUCUGCUUCUGUUAAGGAUUACAAAACGAGAAACGAGAAUUGCCGCCCGUUAAGAAUGGUUAACCAGUCAGAUAAAGAAGACCUGUUGGAGUUGUUUCUUAUGUGCAAACACGUUCCAGCAGGCGCACAUGCUGUAUUACGUAGGAGGCGGACCACGUAGUACAUUGUGUUACAAGAAUAUGUUUUAACAGAGUUAAACAGUUAUGAUAAUAGACAAAAGAUAUAUUUAUGUACCCCUAAAAGACCCUAAUAAAAAUACAAGUACAAGUUA